CGCCCCUUCCGCCCCGUGCUCGGUCCCGGGCAGCCAGCAGGGAAGGCAGGCUUCCUCUUGGAAAGGGCAGCCUGUGGCGCCGGCAAUGGCGGGCUUGUGAGGGCGAGGGACUCCCGCAGGGCUCCCAGGCCGGGCAUGCCUUGCUUCUGUUUGGGGCUGAGACUGACUGCGGGGCCCUUGGGAAGAAGAACCAGUGGCUGGGGCUUGCAGGCCAUUCGUCACCAUCUUGCAAUGGCUGAAGAGCUGAGAACUGUGACCGCCAACCAGGCAAAGAGGCUAAAGAGUAGCAACUGUGAAAGGGAGGAAGUAGAGAAGGAGGAAGAUGGAAAGCAGGAAGAGAAGGGGCAUACAGUGAAACGGUUCAAGGCCAGCGAAGAGGAUGUCGAGGAUGGGACCAAGAGGUUUCCAAAGAGGAAGAUUGUGCUGCUGAUGGCAUAUUCAGGGAAAGGCUACCAUGGGAUGCAACGCAAUGUGGGGAAUUCUCAGUUCAAGACCAUUGAGGAUGACUUGGUUUUGGCCCUCAUUCGGUCAGGAUGCAUCCCAGAAAACCAUGGAGAGGACAUGAAGAAAAUGUCAUUUCAGAGAUGUGCCAGGACAGACAAGGGUGUUUCUGCAGCUGGGCAAAUCGUCUCUCUGAAGGUCUGGCUGAUAGAAGAUAUUUUACGGAAAAUCAACGAUCAUCUUCCUCCUCAUAUAAGAAUUCUUGGGCUCAAAAGGGUCACAGGAGGGUUCAACUCUAAGAACAAAUGUGAUGCCCGAACCUAUUCUUAUAUGCUGCCAACAUUUGCUUUUGCACACAAGGACUGUGAUUAUCAGGCUGACAUGUUCCAUCUGAGUACAGAGACUCUGGCAACUGUCAACAGCCUCCUGGCUUGCUACAAAGGGACUCAUAAUUUCCACAACUUCACCUCUCAGAAGGGGCCCAAAGAUCCCAGUGCCAAACGUUACAUCAUGGAGAUGUAUUGCGAGAAGCCCUUUGUGAGAGACGGCAUGGAGUUUGCUGUGAUUAAAGUGAAAGGCCAAAGUUUUAUGAUGCACCAGAUACGGAAGAUGAUUGGCCUGGUGAUUGCCAUAGUAAAGGGCUAUGCCUCAGAAUCCAUAAUGGAGAGAAGCUGGGGAGAGGAGAAGGUGGAUGUCCCCAAAGCUCCUGGGCUGGGCUUGGUUUUGGAACGGGUUCACUUUGAAAAAUACAAUAAACGUUUUGGUAAUGAUGGAUUCCACGAGGCCCUGGAAUGGGCAGAGGAAAAAGAGAAGAUUGCUGCUUUCAAAGAGAAGUAUAUCUACCCCACCAUUAUAAACACAGAGAAAGAAGAAAAAUCCAUGACAAAUUGGCUGGAAACUCUAUCUAACCAUGACUUCAACUCUACUGCAUCAAGGACACAGGUGGACAACAGGAACACACAGACCAACGAUCCUGAAGGCAGUGACGGAUUUGGAGAUGACUCAGACUGAACUAAAAUCCUCCUGGAAGGUGGCACAUAAUGGCAUGCAGUUUGGCCCAUGCCAAUCCAAGCAGCCUCUGUUCAGUAAACUCAGGCUUUUGUUCAAGUGGUGGCAUUCAUCUGCUUGCGUAAUGACAAAAUGAUCAGGCUGGGCUGAGACAGAAAGAAAGACAGAAGUGACACUUGAAACAGGCUGUUUAUCUCUGUUUACAGCACAUGAAGGGGCAAUAUGUCUGCUAGACUUACUCGUGCGUUCCUUAUGCUUGAUUUAGAAAAUUGUUUUACAAAGUCAGCAGAAUUAAGUGAUGCUAUGAGACAAAAUCAGAGGACUCAAAGCACUAAUUGGUACAAGCUAUUAGUAAAAAUAUUUUAUUUAGUUUUGAGAGGCCAAACUUUCUUGCUCCCCUUUCAGGCUUUCUGUAGCCAUAUUUCCUUCAACUUGGCCAAGGAAUAAUUGACUCUUCUUGAUUGCCAUACAUUUUGUUUCUUGCCACUGAAAGGCAAAAUAAUGUGUUGCUUUGAAUAGUCUCUCACUGGGGGAUACCUGACUAUUGUUUUCCUUUUAUAAAAAAAUGAAAUUGUCUUAUAGAGAGAUUUCAAAAAUCAUAGCUCUGUUCUUGAAAUAAAGGCUUCUUGUGGUACAAAGUAGAGGAAGAAUGUAUAUUUUCUUGUGAAAAUAUAAAGAGUAGGGCAUAGGAGAGUAAUAACUGGGAGCAUAUUUUUCUCUCCCUUUUUUGCAAGAGAAAAAGAGAUAAGGUAAAUACACUGGUUAAAAUUGGUUAUACAAAAUUGGGACAAUAUAUAAAUAUAACAAAUACAUAAUAUGAGGAAAAAGUUUAAAAUUAUUAUACUGUACAUGCAUUUUGGCCUGCCAGGUCUUCCUCGGUGCUUAUAUAUGAAAUAGCAUUUAUCAUUCCAUAAGACUGGAAUAAAUACUUCUAAUGUUUUCUGAGUAUUUUAUCCUUCAUCUCUGGAUAAUUAUUGUCUAACGCGUGCUGUCUUCUACGCUGCCAGCCUUAUGGAAUUGUAAUGUCUUGCUAUGUCAUUUAUAAGCACUGAGGAAGACCUGGUAGUUUGAAAUGCAUCUUUGUUAUAGUGAUUUUUAACCUUAGUUUACACGCUGUGUAUUGGUCAUAUUUGUCAUAUAACAUUUAUAUAAAUUUUGUAUUAAUGUGGAUUUUGUUUACCUUAUUCCUUUUUAUCAUGCAUCAUUCUUUUGGGGAAAGGUGGAUUCCCUUGUUUCUGCUUCUCUCUCUCCACUGUUUCUCAGUUCCUUAUCUCUGAGAUAAAGAGAUUUAAUUCCUAUGCAUCCCAGAGUACUAGAGAGAGGAAUAACUCCCUCCAAUAUGGAAUUCAUGCCUAAAUACCCUAAAGACACCAAAUCCCUUCUGAUCUUGGAAGCUAAGCAGGGUCAGUCCUGGUUGGUACAGUUGUCCCUUGACAUUUGUGGCUUUGUCACUUGUGGUUUUGAUUAUUCACGAGGUCAAGGCCACUGCGCACACACUCCUCCUCAUCCCUCCCAUGCUUUUUUCCCUGGGGAAAAAGCCCAUGUGGGAGAAGCCAGGAAGAGUGCACGUGCCAAUCCCACUCCUUUCCAGGACGGAGAGCUGCCUCUUUCCCCAAGCAGCUCUCUGCCUUGGGAAGAGGUUUGGGAAAAUAAACCCCCACCCUUUUCCAAGACUGGGAGUUGCCUGGGGAAAGACAACUCUCUCACCUUAGGAAGGGGUUUGGGGAAAGCAAACCCACACUCCUUCCUGCUGUUCCAAGGCUUGAGAGAUCUUCCUGGAACUCCCUGAAGAUUUGGAAGGGAAGGAGGGAGCCGCGAAUACACAUUACCCUGCCCUUCCAGUGCAUCAGAGAGCUGUUUGAGGCUUCGGAAGGGAGCACACAUGCAUGCACUGCUCUCACCUCCCCCCCCCCCCCGCUUUCUUCAUGAAUUUUGACUUUCGUGGGGGUCUUGUGCCCCUAACCCACGUGAAUGUCAAGAGUCAACUGGGAGACUAUGAAUAAAUACCAGGUGCUGUAUGCUAUAUUUCAGAAGAAGGAACUAGCAAAAUCAAUUCAUAGGGUUGCCAUAAGUCAACAGGCAAUUUGAAAACACACAAACCCACUCCCUGUAAAAUUCAGCUAGUGUAUGCACCAAAAUGACACUGAGAAAUGAAGCUGUUAUCUGCAAGUUUAAGGGAAACCUCAGGGUUUGUUUAAAUUUUAAAAAAUACUGUACCUAGGAAAAGAAAUCUAAGGGGAUAAAUGCCCCUAUUCUCCCCGAAUGAAAAAUGCCCUUUGCAUAUUCAGAAAAUUGUGAAUGUGCAGUGGGUGUGGAUGAAGACAACAACAAGAAAAAAGAAAAUGGGUAAGUUUAUAUAAUGGAAUAUUUUCGAAGAGGCCAUUCUGUGCAGGACUGGUCACUGGUUCUUAAAGGGAAUACAGUAUAGAAGACCCUAGGUUUUUGAAAGCUUCAGUAUAUCUGGCAUCAGAUGGAUUUAGCAGGAUAUGUGGCUACUGUCAAGGGUUCUUUACAGGUGGAUGAGAUCAAAUUGUUGGGCAGAGCUGAAAUGAUUGGAGAGUUUAUGCAUAAACAGUCUUGAGCUUGCUUAUCCUUACUCUCUGUUCUUCAAAUAUUAAUCUGGGACUGUGCACACUGGCAUCUUUGGCUGGGUUGGGGGCGGAGCCAGGGCAUAGCGUCUACACGAUGCAUGCCCUGGCUCUGCCCUCAGGCUGCCAUGACAGCUUGCGGUGUCACGGCACUCCUGGCGCUGUGUCCACAGAACGCAGUGUCGUAUAGUCACAGCUGUCGCGCCCUUUGCAGGGUUCAGGCUCCUUUUUGUGCCCUGCAAAGGCCAGAUUUGGGCCAUGGCAUGUGGUUGCUGCGGCCCCAAUCUGGUUGUAAAAGGGUCAGCUUUGGGGCGAUCUGCACAGCCCCUUAGUCUCCUUUCAAAGUGAGGAAACAAAGGAAGCUAAUGUAACACAGUGGUUCUCAAAUGGUGGGGUGGAACCCCCAGGGGGGUGUUCCAUGCUCUUUCCAAACGUUUGUAUGUUUUAAAUUUACGCAUGCAUUGAGUUAAAUAUUGAUUUUACUUAAAUAAAACUGUUCCAAUUAGAA
Molecule: messenger RNA, 4545 nt
Organism: Sceloporus undulatus (fence lizard)
Lineage: Eukaryota; Metazoa; Chordata; Lepidosauria; Squamata; Phrynosomatidae
Gene: PUS1
Product: pseudouridine synthase 1
Exons: 6
Coding region: 136-1452 (438 amino acids)
Biological process (GO): mRNA pseudouridine synthesis; tRNA pseudouridine synthesis
Cellular component (GO): nucleus
Molecular function (GO): RNA binding; pseudouridine synthase activity
Source: RefSeq, a predicted model, not a curated record